This is a messenger RNA of Fragaria vesca subsp. vesca, 1542 nucleotides long. Its product is annotated as mitochondrial adenine nucleotide transporter ADNT1-like. Gene Ontology annotation, biological process: transmembrane transport. NCBI's taxonomy places the organism in Eukaryota, Viridiplantae, Streptophyta, Magnoliopsida, Rosales, Rosaceae. The record is from RefSeq and is a predicted model, not a curated record. Bases 184 to 1251 code for a protein of 355 amino acids. The transcript has 8 exons.
CAGAGAGAGAGUGCGAUACAGGCUCGCCUUCCCGUAAAACGACCUCGUUUCAACCCAGAGCCUGGGAAACCGUGCUCCCGUUCUUUUCGAUUUUCGCCGGCGAAGAAGAAAAGCUCCGGGAUCAAGUGCUCCGACGACCGCGUAGGGUUCCGGCGGGCGUGGUUCGGGUUGAUCUGUCGAGAAAUGGCUUCGGAGGAUGUGAAACGAAGCGAAAGGGCUGUCUCGACGAUCGUGAAUCUGGCGGAGGAGGCUAAGCUGGCCAGAGAGGGCGUCGUCAAGGCUCCUAGCCUCGCCGUUCUCAGCGUCUGCAAGUCUCUCGUCGCCGGCGGUGUCGCCGGUGGAGUGUCUCGAACAGCUGUUGCGCCAUUGGAACGAAUGAAGAUAUUGCUCCAGGUCCAAAAUCCCCAUAACAUAAAGUACAGUGGAACAGUACAAGGCCUGAAAUAUAUCUGGAGAACUGAGGGUUUCCGAGGACUGUUUAUAGGAAAUGGUACUAAUUGUGCUCGGAUUGUCCCCAAUUCGGCUGUCAAGUUCUUCAGCUACGAGCAGGCUUCUAAGGGAAUAUUAUGGAUGUAUCGGGAGAAAACUGGCAACGAAGAUGCUCAGCUGACUCCUCUCCUACGACUUGGAGCUGGAGCAUGUGCUGGAAUUAUUGCUAUGUCCGCAACUUACCCAAUGGACAUGGUACGAGGAAGGAUUACUGUACAGACAGAGGCGUCUCCCUAUCAGUAUAGGGGAAUGUUCCAUGCUCUAUCAACUGUGCUUCGGGAAGAGGGUCCACGUGCUUUGUACAAGGGCUGGCUUCCUUCUGUUAUUGGAGUUGUUCCGUAUGUGGGGCUCAACUUUGCUGUGUAUGAAUCCCUAAAGGAUUGGUUAAUUAAAAGUAGACCAUUUGGACUUGUCCAAGAUACAGAUUUGAGUGUAACCACACGAUUGGCAUGUGGGGCUGCUGCUGGAACUGUCGGGCAGACUGUUGCAUACCCACUUGAUGUCAUCCGUCGAAGAAUGCAGAUGGUUGGUUGGAGUCAUGCUGCUUCUGUUGUUGCUGGUGAGGGGAGAAGCAAGGCACCACUUGAAUAUACUGGCAUGAUUGAUGCAUUUAGGAAAACUGUUCGACACGAGGGCUUUGGUGCAUUGUACAAGGGUUUGGUUCCCAAUUCUGUUAAGGUUGUCCCAUCCAUUGCACUUGCAUUUGUGUCGUACGAGAUGGUGAAGGACAUUUUAGGAGUUGAGAUCAGGAUAUCCGACUGAAAUUGUGGUAGCGCCAUGAUAUUUAUGUGAGAGUGCUAUUUUUGUAGGGCAGGAAAUAGGGGUCUGGUAAACUAGGGGUUACUUCUCUAACUUUUCAAGUUAGAAGCGUGUCUGAGCCUUUGUUCAUAGAUUGCUUCCCUUGUUUCCCUUCCUGUAUUUCCUUAUGAACGUGAUGUAGGCUUGGGCUUCUCAUUUAUAAGCUGCAAUAAGUGUUUGACAAUGCAACACAUGCAUUUGCAUGUCUUCCAUAAGUUAUAAGAAAGCAUAUUUACAUGCUGUGACAUUUUACUG